This is a messenger RNA of Micropterus dolomieu (smallmouth bass), 852 nucleotides long. Its product is annotated as G-protein coupled receptor 4-like. The record is from RefSeq and is a predicted model, not a curated record. Gene Ontology annotation, molecular function: G protein-coupled receptor activity. Lineage: Eukaryota; Metazoa; Chordata; Actinopteri; Centrarchiformes; Centrarchidae. Gene Ontology annotation, biological process: positive regulation of Rho protein signal transduction; phospholipase C-activating G protein-coupled receptor signaling pathway. The transcript has 3 exons. Bases 1 to 852 code for a protein of 283 amino acids. Gene Ontology annotation, cellular component: membrane.
AUGGAAGGGCUCUACUUUAACAGCAGCUCACAGAACCAAAGCUACGAUUAUAGCAACACCACCUCCAACUACUUUGAGCCCAACGUGAUAUAUGUGGUGAUAUACAUAAUUGUUGCUGUCGGCCUUCCUCUGACCCUGGUGGCCAUCUAUGCUCUUUAUUCUAUGGUGAGAAGAGAUCAAGUUGCUCCCAUCUACGUCAUCAACCUUCUCAUUACUGACAUCCUUCAGUUCUGCUAUAUGAUCGUUGAGGUGGUACCAAAUGUUUAUGGAACGAUAUCUAUCUACGAGAUCUUCUAUUGCAUUUACCUCUCUGCUCUGUUGGCCAGUGUUUACUUCAUGGUCUGCAUCUCCCUGGAAAGGUAUUUGGUCAUCGCCCACCCGCUGUGGUACCGCUUCAGACGAACCAUCAAGACCUCUGUGGUGGUCUGUGUCCUGGUCUGGGUCCUUACUCCUCUCUUUUUGUUCAUUUCUUGGUUUUAUGGUGAGCAUCCAGACUCACUCGCCGUCGUCCUCCUCCUUCCCUUCCCACUGUUAAUAUUCUCCCUGGUUGGGACCCUCAAAGCCCUGUCUGCUUCCAUCUCGGUCCCCUCUGAUGAAAAACGACGAAUUGUGGGAAUUUUGGUUCUGGUGCUGCUUAUUUACAGUCUGCUGUUCCUGCCUUACAUCAUUUUGAUCCUAAAAGUAAAGUAUCACCCGCCCCUUAACCGUCUGUCUCUCAUCUUCAUCAGGUUCAGUCCUCUUGCAGACUUGUUCCUGUAUGUGUUCAUGAGGAAAGGGUUCAUAGACAAGCUUUUGGCCUCUGUGUGUUGCUGCAGAAUGGACAGCAAUGAUAUCAGCAGGCCAUCAGUAUGA